Molecule: messenger RNA, 1823 nt
Organism: Tupaia belangeri chinensis (Chinese tree shrew)
Lineage: Eukaryota; Metazoa; Chordata; Mammalia; Scandentia; Tupaiidae
Gene: G6PC2
Product: glucose-6-phosphatase catalytic subunit 2
Exons: 5
Coding region: 22-1089 (355 amino acids)
Biological process (GO): glucose 6-phosphate metabolic process; gluconeogenesis
Cellular component (GO): membrane
Molecular function (GO): glucose-6-phosphatase activity
Source: RefSeq, a predicted model, not a curated record
UAGAACCCUCUCUUGUUUCAGAUGGAUUUCCUUCAUAGGAGUGGAGUUCUCAUUAUUCAGCAUUUGCAAAAUGACUACCGGACUUACUAUAAUUUCCUAAAUUUUAUGUCCAAUGUUGGAGACCCCCGGAAUAGUUUUUCUAUUUAUUUUCCACUGUGGUUUCAACUUAAUCACACAGUUGGAACCAAGAUGAUAUGGGUAGCGGUCAUUGGGGACUGGUUCAAUCUUAUAUUUAAAUGGAUAUUAUUUGGUCAUCGGCCUUACUGGUGGAUCCAAGAAACUCAUAUUUACCCGAAUCACUCAAGUCCAUGCCUUGAACAGUUUCCCACUACAUGUGAGACGGGACCAGGAAGUCCAUCUGGUCAUGCAAUGGGCUCUUCAUGUGUCUGGUACGUCAUGGUAACGGCUGCCCUGAGCCACACUGUCAGUUGGCUGGAUAAGUUCUCUAUCACUCUGCACAGACUGACCUGGUCAUUUCUUUGGAGUCUUUUUUGGUUGAUUCAAAUCAGUGUCUGCAUCUCCAGAGUAUUCAUAGCGACACAUUUUCCUCAUCAAGUUAUUCUUGGAGUAAUCGGUGGCAUGCUAGUGGCAGAGGCUUUUGAACAUACUCCAGGCAUCCAAACUGCCAGCCUCAGCACAUACCUGAAGACCAACCUCUUCCUCUUCCUGUUUGCCUAUGGCUUUUACCUGCUUCUCAGAUUGCUUGACAUUGACCUGCUGUGGUCUGUGCCCAUAGCCAAAAAGUGGUGUGCCAACCCUGACUGGAUCCACAUUGACACCACCCCUUUUGCUGGACUCGUGAGAAACCUUGGUGUCCUUUUCGGCUUGGGCUUUGCCAUCAAUUCAGAGAUGUUCCUUAUGAGCUGCAAAGGGGAAAAUGGCUACAAGCUGAACUUCCGGUUGCUCUGCACCAUGACCUCAUUAACUACACUGCAGCUCUACCAUUUCAUCAAGAUUCCAACUCACAAAGAGCAUUUAUUUUAUGUGCUGUCUUUCUGUAAAAGUGCAUCCAUCCCACUGACUGUGGUGGCUCUGGUUCCCUACUGUAUUCAUAUGUUUAUGAAACCCAGUGAAAAGAAGAUGAAAUAGAGUUAUGCGGAGAGUCAAUGCUCUGUGGUCACAGGAUCACCCUUCUCCCCCCACUAGUAGAACCACAAAACAAGGAGAAGCUGUUGAAGGUUUCAUAAAGGGUGGUACAGGGCCCAUCCCACCCUUAUAUACAUUUACUUUGGCCUUCACAGUGGGUUUUGUUUGUUUUUGUUUUCUAAUUCAUUGUCAACAUUUAAAAACCAAAAUAUUUAACAUAAAAAUCUGAAUAUCUGAAAAUGGGUAAUAUGAUAAUACAUUCCCAUCUGGAGACUGGAGUUGACUAAUUGUACCCAAUAGGCAAAGGCCAUCUAUAUGAUCACAGUCACAGCACCCCAACGGGGGCCCCAGCAUUGGAUACUUUUCUCAUUUUAAGGCCUCCUGUCAGCAUUGUAGUAGGGACCCCAGUCAAAUAUAAUCCCCUUAGUUGUCAGAUAAGGAAAUGGAGAUCCAUUCAGGUAAGGAAAUUCUUCAAGUCUUCUGAUCCACAUUUAUACGGCAGUGUUUUGUUUCUUCAUUAACAAGAGGUAAAAAUUAGUAAGAGUGAAUGCUUUGGGGCCUGCCUCUUAGUGUAGUGAUUGAGUGCUGUGUGGAGGGAGUUGGUUUCCACAUGGCUGACCAUGGUCUAAUCCUGAUCUCUGAGGACUGCAGAACAAGCCAGGUAUAAAUGGAUAUAUGCCCCAAAUCCUGACGGUGUGGAGAAAUGGAGGAAAGGGAUUGCAGUGUGACAAUGGCCC